Molecule: messenger RNA, 5812 nt
Organism: Lepus europaeus (European hare)
Lineage: Eukaryota; Metazoa; Chordata; Mammalia; Lagomorpha; Leporidae
Gene: SEMA6D
Product: semaphorin 6D
Exons: 19
Coding region: 135-3395 (1086 amino acids)
Biological process (GO): negative chemotaxis; axon guidance; positive regulation of cell migration
Molecular function (GO): chemorepellent activity; semaphorin receptor binding
Source: RefSeq, a predicted model, not a curated record
GGAAGAGUCAAUUUUGCAUGAGCCCCUGCUCCGGCGGCGAGAGGCGUCGGCUGCGCUGGCGGGGGCAUGGCGAGCAGGAAGGUAGCUGAGUGGGAUUUCUGAGAAGGGGCUGCUCUGACUGCAUCUGGCCCACCAUGAGGUUCUUCUUGCUUUGUGCCUACGUGUUGCUCCUAAUGGUGUCCCCACUGAGGGCAGUCAGCUUUCCUGAAGAUGACGAACCUCUUAAUACUGUUGAUUAUCACUAUUCAAGGCAAUAUCCGGUUUUUAGAGGACGCCCUUCAGGCAAUGAAUCUCAGCACAGGCUGGACUUUCAGCUGAUGUUGAAAAUUCGAGACACACUUUAUAUUGCUGGCAGGGAUCAAGUUUAUACAGUAAACUUAAAUGAAAUCCCCCAAACAGAAGUAAUACCAAGCAAGAAGCUGACAUGGCGGUCAAGACAACAGGAUCGAGAAAACUGUGCUAUGAAAGGCAAACAUAAAGAUGAGUGUCACAACUUUAUCAAAGUAUUUGUUCCAAGAAAUGACGAGAUGGUUUUUGUUUGUGGUACCAAUGCAUUCAAUCCCAUGUGUCGAUACUAUAGGUUGAAUACCUUAGAGUAUGAUGGAGAAGAAAUUAGUGGCCUGGCAAGAUGCCCAUUUGAUGCCAGACAAACCAAUGUUGCCCUUUUUGCUGAUGGGAAGCUAUAUUCUGCCACAGUGGCUGACUUCUUGGCCAGUGAUGCUGUUAUUUAUCGGAGCAUGGGAGAUGGAUCUGCCCUCCGCACAAUAAAAUACGAUUCCAAGUGGAUAAAAGAGCCACACUUUCUUCAUGCUAUAGAAUAUGGAAACUAUGUCUAUUUCUUCUUUCGAGAAAUUGCUGUGGAACAUAAUAAUUUAGGCAAGGCUGUCUAUUCCCGUGUGGCCCGCAUAUGUAAAAAUGACAUGGGUGGCUCCCAGCGGGUCCUGGAGAAACACUGGACUUCCUUUCUGAAGGCUCGGCUUAACUGCUCUGUCCCUGGGGAUUCGUUUUUCUACUUUGAUGUUCUGCAGUCCAUUACGGACAUUAUACAAAUCAAUGGCAUCCCUACUGUGGUCGGGGUGUUCACCACACAGCUCAACAGCAUUCCUGGCUCUGCGGUCUGUGCCUUUAGCAUGGAUGACAUAGAGAAAGUAUUCAAAGGACGGUUUAAAGAACAGAAAACUCCAGAUUCUGUUUGGACGGCAGUCCCUGAAGACAAAGUACCAAAGCCAAGGCCUGGCUGUUGUGCAAAGCAUGGCCUUGCUGAAGCCUACAGAACCUCCAUCGACUUUCCAGAUGAGACGCUGGCAUUCAUCAAAUCCCACCCUCUGAUGGACUCAGCUGUUCCACCCAUUGCCGAUGAGCCCUGGUUCACGAAGACACGGGUCAGGUACCGAUUGACGGCCAUCGCCAUUGACCGCUCUGCUGGCCCCUACCAGAACUAUACAGUCAUCUUUGUUGGCUCUGAAGCUGGCGUGGUACUGAAAGUUUUGGCAAAGACCAGUCCCUUCUCUCUGAAUGACAGCGUAUUACUGGAAGAGAUUGAAGCUUACAACCAUGCAAAGUGUAAUGCUGAGAAUGAGGAAGACAAAAGGGUCAUCUCGUUGCAGUUGGAUAAAGAUCACCAUGCCUUGUACGUGGCAUUCUCCAGCUGUGUUAUCCGCAUGCCCCUCAGCCGCUGUGAGCGUUAUGGAUCAUGCAAAAAGUCUUGUAUUGCAUCUCGUGACCCCUACUGUGGCUGGCUGAGCCAGGGAACCUGUGGGAGAGUAACUCCAGGGAUGCUGCUGUUAACUGAAGACUUCUUUGCUUUCCAUAACCACAGCGCUGGAGGCUAUGAACAAGAUGCAGAGUACGGCAACACAGCCCAUCUAGGGGACUGCCAUGAAAUUUUGCCUACUUCAACUACACCAGAUUACAAAAUAUUUGGCGGUCCAACAUCUGACAUGGAGGUAUUUUCAUCUUCUGUUACCACAAUGGCAAGUAUCCCAGAAAUUACACCUAAAGUGAGUGAUACCUGGAGACCUAAACUGACGAGCUCCCGGAAAUUUGUAGUCCAAGAUGACCCAAACACUUCUGAUUUUACUGAUCCUUUAUCAGGUAUCCCAAAGGGUGUGCGCUGGGAAGUCCAGUCUGGAGAGUCCAACCAGAUGGUCCACAUGAAUGUCCUCAUCACUUGUGUCUUUGCCGCUUUUGUUUUGGGUGCGUUUAUUGCAGGAGUGGCAGUAUACUGCUACCGCGACAUGUUCGUUCGGAAAAACAGAAAGAUCCAUAAAGAUGCAGAAUCUGCCCAGUCAUGCACCGACUCCAGUGGAAGUUUUGCCAAACUGAAUGGUCUUUUUGACAGCCCAGUGAAGGAAUAUCAACAGAAUAUUGAUUCUCCUAAACUUUAUAGUAACCUGCUAACCAGCCGGAAAGAGCUGCCACCCAGUGGAGAUACCAAAUCCAUGGUGAUGGACCAUCGCGGCCAACCUCCCGAGUUGGCUGCUCUGCCCACGCCUGAGUCUACACCCGUGCUGCACCAGAAGACCUUGCAGGCCAUGAAGAGCCACUCAGACAAGGCCCACAGCCAUGGAGCUUCAAGGAAAGAAACGCCCCAGUUUUUUCCUUCUAGCCCUCCACCCCACUCGCCAUUAAGUCAUGGGCAUAUUCCCAGUGCCAUCGUUCUUCCGAAUGCGACCCAUGACUACAACACGUCUUUCUCAAACUCCAAUGCUCACAAAGCUGAAAAGAAGCUUCAGCACGUGGAUCACCCUCUUACAAAGUCAUCCAGUAAGCGAGAUCACCGGCGUUCUGUGGACUCCAGAAAUACUCUCAAUGAUCUCCUGAAGCAUCUAAAUGACCCAAAUAGUAACCCCAAAGCCAUCAUGGGAGACAUCCAAAUGGCCCACCAGACCCUAAUGCUGGAUCCUGUGGGACCCAUGUCUGAGGUCCCACCUAAGGUGCCUAACCGGGAGGCGUCACUCUACUCCCCUCCUUCAACCCUCCCCAGAAACAGCCCCACCAAGCGAGUGGAUGUCCCCACCACUCCUGGAGUCCCAAUGACUUCUCUGGAAAGACAAAGAGGUUAUCACAAAAACUCCUCCCAGAGGCACUCUAUAUCUGCAAUGCCUAAAAACUUAACCUCACCAAAUGGCGUCUUGUUAUCUAGACAGCCUAGUGUGAACCGUGGAGGGUAUAUGGCCACCCCCACGGGGGCGAAGGUGGACUACAUUCAGGGGACACCAGUGAGCGUUCAUCUGCAGCCCUCGCUCUCCAGACAGAGCAGCUACACCAGUACUGGCACCCUUCCCAGGACGGGACUAAAGAGGACACCGUCCUUAAAACCUGAUGUGCCACCAAAGCCUGCCUUUGUUCCUCAGACCACACCUGUCAGACCACUGAACAAAUACACUUACUAGGCCUCAAGUGUGCUCUUUCUGUGUGGCUUUAUCCUGUCCAUGUUGUUGAGAGCAUGAUGUCGUAAGGGUACCGCUGAGACAAGAGACUCUCUUGUAUUUUAGGAGAACCAAGUGGCCAAAGAAACUCUUCCUCACUUUGGCAGCAUCAGAACUUGCCACAUGUAGCUACUGCAGCAAGGCUUCUGUGUCCUUGCCUGAAAACCAAGGAAGGUGCUGGUCAUUCCAUUUCUUUUGUUUGAAGCUAAAGAGAUGUGUAGCUCCCUGGGGCUACCUUACUGGUAUAAAGAGCUGAUUCAGUACUCAGAAGAAUCUGUGAACAAAUACUUGAAAAUGGGUUCAAUUUAGACUGCCAUUAUGUGUGGUCUUCCCAUUAAAUGUGAACAUUUUAAUAUGUAUGCAUUCACCUUGCCUCUUGCACAAAUGUCAGAAAAAAAAAAAAAAAGAUGGUAAUGUCUCAAAGAAAUGAACUUGUAGAUUUCCAUGCAGAUUGCUAAAACUUCAGUCUUUGACCCAAACUGUAGCAUUGUUUUUUUCAUGUGUGGCAUUUUUUUUUUUCCAUGCCACGACAGUGUUGUGUGUGUGAAUGUGUGUGUGUACGUGUGUGUGUAUAUGCGCGUGUGUGUGCAUGUGUUCUGUAGCCACUAGAAUCUGUCUAGGUGCCCAUUACAUCUUUUUUUGUGCUAUGGAGUUGUUUACAUGGAGCAUGACUGAACAAGACACAGUCACUUCUUCCCUCAGCUGUCUGUUGUGUUCAGCUUCGAGAAAAGAGUAAAAUCAAGGCUCCUUUGACCAUCAAAAUGAUCAGCUCCACCUAUAUAGUACCCAAUGCCAGAAUGUAAGAGUUCUAAGUAAUUUUGUGCUGCUAUUCUUGAAAACUUCUAUUCCCGUCUUGCCAGCUUAAGGAGAUAGAGAUAUUAAGAACUAUUGUUGAAUAUCCACAAGUAUUCAGUAUAAAAUUUACCUGUCCACUGUGAAUCAAAGCCUGAGUCCCAUCAUAUAACCUUGGACACUAAUAGUGUUUAAUUUGAUUGUGUUUAUUUUUUCCCCAUGUAGCAAAAUUUCUCCUCUUCUAACUCCUCCUACCCAUCAGGUUAAAAAAAAAAAAAGACAAAAGAAAGACAUAUGAAAAGAAUUGUAAUUGGCUUAACAGAAAUAGCCUGUGAAAACCUAACAGUGGUGCAAUCAUAUUGUCUAUGUUGUGUUUUGUGAGAAUUUUGCCCUAAGAAAUGCAGGCAAUGACAAUAUACUGUAAAUACCACAUGUGAGUUUACCUGAAUCUGUGCAUUUUGUGCCUUAUUCAUGAGAAUGAUAGAAGUACUAAAAUAUGUCACGUGUUUUCAAUAUAGCACAUCAUUUACUGAGUGCCAGUUGUAAAUGUUUUUCAACCAGCACCUGAAAGACUUUUUAAAAAAAAAAUCCUAGAAACAAUCUAGAACAAUUAAUUAUUAAACAGUCCACUCGAAUAGCAGCAUUACAUCUUUUGCCAUGAUCAACAUUCCACUUCCGCUUUCCUAAGGAUGACACAGGGAUAAUGUGAAGUCAAGUGAGGUUUCCUGGGGAAUGACACCUGAGGAAACCAUAGAGACUCAUUUGCAGGGAGUUUGGCAGAGAACACUUACAGUUGAUGAUGUGCAACCCUGCUGACUAUUUCAAUUAAUAUGCUGCACACCACACAAUUGUUGAUUGAACCUAAUCUACAAAGCACCAAGGCAAAGGAAUGCUCAGACAAGUUCAGUUCAGCUGAUGUCUUGUGCUAACGCUGUUGGUAUAUAGUAGUUGGGGGAGGACGAGUGGCCGAAGACCAGAUCAUUUUUAUACAGAAUGUAGAAUACUGAUAACGGUUAUUCUUUUCCUUUGAGAACAUUGUUUUAUAAAGAACAUGAUUUUCCUGUGAUCUCUGGAAGCUCAAAAGCUAAAACUUUCAUUCUUGAAACACUUCAGCUUUGCAACUAAAAUAUUACAGAUUAAUAAUAAAUUAAACCAACCAAUGGUAAACUCUACUCAGUCCGCCAACAACAAACGUGUUUGAAUUUAUCUUACCAAUAUUAAUCCCAGCGUGUAUAAAACAGAACAGUAACUCUGUGUGACCCCGAUAACAUUUUGUAACAUUGUGCUGCCUUGUAGUUUGUAAUGUGAGUUCUAUCAGUAUUUAUGUUGAGUUUUCUAACAUUAAAUCUAGUCUCUAUCCUGUUAAUUUAAUUUUUAAAUGCUUUAUCCAUUUGUGCAAAGGUAAAACACAGAUUGUAUCUUUUUUAAUGGUACGGCAUAAAAAGUAACCCUAAAGUGAAGUGACUCUAUACUGUUUUAUAGAGUACUUUAACAUGUGUAGAUACCUUGUAAACUUGUAUUGUGGAUGUGUAAAUAAUAUGUACUUGGGGUUUUUAACACCGCAUGUAAAGUCAAAAUAAAAUAUACAA